This is a messenger RNA of Caenorhabditis elegans, 999 nucleotides long. NCBI's taxonomy places the organism in Eukaryota, Metazoa, Nematoda, Chromadorea, Rhabditida, Rhabditidae. The record is from the annotation of a RefSeq genome assembly.
AUGUGCUCCACAGCUCUCAGUUUGUUCGCUUCCGACCAAAACUAUUCAAAUGUGCUACAUGUUCUUACCAUACUUGAACUUUUCAUUCACUCUUUUGGAGCAUACAUCAUCAUUGCAAAAACGCCGAAAAAGUUGGAAGCCGUGAGGACGAGCAUGCUAUAUCUACACCUUGUCGGAGCAAUAGUAGAUGUUGCCGUCAGUGUUUUCACUAUGCCAGUCCUACAUUUGCCUGUUUGUGGAGGCCAUCCUCUCGGGUUGCUUCAAUUUUUCGGCGUUCCAGUCUCAGUGCAAACUUAUGUGGGCCUUUCUUUACCUGCAGUAAUGGUAGCGACCAUUGUGGUGUUUCUUGAAGAUCGUCGAUAUCGUUUGGUUAACGAUCAAAAGUCAAGCAAAAUAAAAAAAUGGUUUCGGUUGUUGUUUAUUACAGCAAACUAUGUUUCUGCUACAAUGUACCCUGCGCCGGUAUUCUUUUUCCUUCCUGAUCAAGAAUAUGGAAGACUUUUAUUGAAAAAAAAAUCAGUGUAUUCCAAACGUUUUUUUCGAUCAUCCAAACUUUUUUUGCUUGUUCUCGAUGGUGAGUAUAUUGCCAAUUAUAUGCUAUUUGCGUUGACUAUUUUUUUGUCUCAAAUGUUUUGGCAAAUCGGGAUGAUUUUCCGUCAUUUGCUUAAAAGUACUCCUGUUUCUAAGAGCACAAUUCGUUUACAACAACAGUUUUUUAUCGCAAUGAGCCUGCAAGUUAUCAUUCCAAUUGUCAUAAUCGCUUUUCCAUCGUUUUAUAUGUUUUUUUCAGUUACAUCUGGUUAUUAUAAUCAAGGCGCUAACAACAUAGUGUUUACUGUAAUUUCCAUGCAUGGAGUGUUAUCCACUUGUACAAUGAGGAUGGCAUACAGACCUUAUAGAGAAUCAAUUGUCCAAAUGUUGAAUCUGAAUUUCAAACAGUCCGGUAGCCGAGCUCAACUUAUUUGGAAGCUUUCAAAAAGAACAAGUACUCGAUUUUGA